UUGCAGGAGCCAAGUAUCGAGCCAAGUGAAAAACAUGAACCUUCAAAAGUAACUAAGACUGAACUUGAACCGAUCCCAGAUGAACCAUUCUCGUUUAUUGACGAGCAACUUCAAUCCACCACCGUAGCUGCACGCUCUUCCCCAUGUCCUUCGUCUGAACAGCCCCUGCGUAGAUCGCGCCCAGAUGCCGUGAUGCAGGGAAUUGAGGAUCCUUGUGGUGAGGUACCACUACCUCCGACCAUUCCAAAACGGAAACGUGUGCAAUCACUGUCCGCUACAGAAACCAUCUCGCCAUCAAAAGAUGUUCCAAAUAAGGAAUCGGAGCAAAAAGAGAAGAGUGUUCCUAUUCUUCCUGAAGAAGAACUGCGGAAGAGCGCGUCUCCAUCCGUACCACUUGAGACCAAGCCACCUGCUAAAGAACCGUUUGUACGUCCUCAUGGGUUUGAUCGUGGUUUAACGGUCGAACGCAUUCAUGGGUUUAUUCGACGGGCUGACCUCUUGUUUGCCGUCGUUCAGUUCAAAAAUUGUGACGUAGUUGAAAUUCUGGCGACCCAGAUUGUCAAGCAUUAUGAGCCAAUGGCUUUGAUCCGUGGCUUCGAAGAGCAUCAUAUCCGAUCUCGCAGAAAUGCAAUUUUGUCGUCACCUCAGCCAGGUACUAAACAGCAAGUGGUAGGGUAA
This is a messenger RNA of Cooperia oncophora, 678 nucleotides long. Lineage: Eukaryota; Metazoa; Nematoda; Chromadorea; Rhabditida; Trichostrongylidae. The record is from the annotation of a GenBank genome assembly.